CUACCCUACACAGUCCAGCCACAGUGGCUUACAGCAUUUCGUCAUCUUCCAUUAAACACUUUCUUCUCAGUUCUCAUUAUCUCUGUCUCUAACUCACACAUAGUAGCCACCUUGCAAUCUGUAGCAGAGGAUAAUAAGUCACCCCACCUCACAACCAAGCAAAGCUAGCUAGUACUACUUUUAGCUAAAGCUCUUUCAUUUAUUGACUGUGCUUACUUAGAACAACUACCAUCCCAAAAAAUCCCUCUUGUGCUUACUUAGAACAACUACCAUGACUUGGCAACUCUCAUUCUAAAACCAAAAGUAAAAAAAUAAAUGGAAUCAGAUAGAGAGAGACCCCAUCGCAGCACAAGUAGCAGUAGCAGCACAAGCGAGUUGUUUGUUUGCUUCACUUCCCGUUUGUCCUCUUCAUCCAUGAAACUCUCAUCCAAGUCCAUUCUCAGCCCAAGCCGCAGCAGAGACCCUCCUCAGAUUUCCCUCUCUUCCUCCCUCAGCAGGAGACUCAGGAGCAAUGGCAGCAUCAAGGGUGGUGGUGGUGGUGGCCAAGCAUCUCCAAUGUUCCCAACCGGUGGUGGUGGCAAGAGAAGAGGAGGCUGUGGCUUUGAGAAUCCUGAACCUUCUUCUCCCAAAGUCACUUGCAUUGGCCAGGUGAGGGUGAAGACCAAGAAGCAAGGGAAGAAGAUGAGGGCAAGGUCCAAGAGGAGGGGUGAAGCUAGCUUCAGGAAGGGUGAACAACAUCAACAGCAACAAGUUGGUGCUAAUGCUAAUGCAAGUGCAACAAAUCUGAAUCUGAAUCUGAAUCCAGAUCUCACUAGACAAAGCAGCCAAGGGUUUCAGCAUCACCAGAACUGUUUGAAGCAUAGGAAUAAUCAGAGAUGGGUGCAUCUUCCCUUGACUAUAUGUGAGGCUUUGAGGGAGUUUAAUUGUUUUUUUCCUUGUAGGUCUUCUUGCAUGUCAAGUGAGAAGGAAAAAGAGAAAGGUGGUGGUGGUGGAGUGGAAGGAGGAGGACAUGGGAUGAUGAGAGAGGGUUCAUGUGGGAAUACUAAUAAUGCUGUUGGGAGGUGGCUGGUGGCUUUGCAAGAUGGGGAUGGGAAGGGGAGGGGUAUUGAGCUUGUGAUGGAGGAGGAGAUGGAGGUCAGUGGGAGAGAGAGGAGUAAUAGUCAGAGGAGGCAUGUGUUUGAGGACAUUGAUGUUGAUUUGGUGGUGGGAGAGGAGGAACAGAAGAAGCAUGAGGAGGUAGUGGGUGGAGAGGAGGAAGAGAAAGCUAGAGUUAGCAUAUGUAUUCCUCCCAAGAAUGCUCUUUUGUUGAUGAGAUGCAGAUCUGAUCCGGUUAAGAUGGCUGCUUUGGCUAACCGGUUUUGGGAAUCUCCUGUUCACAAAGACAGAUGUCAAGAAGAACAAGAUGAAGAAGAACAAAACAUCAAAACAAAAGAAGAUGAACAACUAGAGGAAGUACAGGAAGAACAAGUUGAAAGAGAAGCCAUAGAAGAUAGCAUUUGUGAGAGAGAAACAGAAACUGCUGUUGUGGCCACUGAAGAUGAAGAACAAGAAGGGAAAGAAAGCUAUGAAAUUGAAAGCAGAGAAAUCCUGGAAAGCAAAGAAUUUGGUGAAGUAAAAGAGGAAGAAGAAAAGGGUGAUGAAGAAGAAGCAGCAAAUGGAGGAAAUGCCGUUGGAAAAGGUGAAACUUUAACACACCCAGAAGCUCAUUCAGAUCUAGAGAACCUUAGAACCGAAGAAAAAGAGGUUGAUCUCCAAGAGGGUAAAGAAGAAGAGAGAGAAAACAACGAAAGCUCGGAACUUUCUUCCACCUCAGAAACCGUCGCAGCUUCAGAUCAAGAAAACGACGGAGCAGAACCAGAAACAGACACGAAUUCGGAUCCGGAGGAGGAAGAAGAGAAAGAGAGCGAACCGAAGGAACAACCUCAGCAACCAGACACGAAUUCGGAUCCGGAGUCAAAGGAGCGAGAAAACGGGUCAAAGUGCCAAGAGAGAGAAAGAGAAGGGUUGCCGGAGUGCUUGCUGCUGAUGAUGUGCGAGCCGAAGCUGUCGAUGGAGGUGUCUAAAGAAACGUGGGUGUGCAGCACCGACUUUAUACGGUGGCUGCCGGAGAGACCCGCCGCCGGCGGCGGCAGCAAGAGGGUCGCCGGAGAAACGUUUACAAAGUCCAAGCCGAAGCCGAAGCCACCUCAGCCGAUGAUGCAGCUGCCAAGGUCAUCGUGCUCGUUACCGGCGGCGGGAGGCAGUGCCGGAGUGUCGAUGGCGGCGAUGAUCGAGCAGAAGCUGGUGGGGUCCAAAUCGGGUAACGGGUACGAGCCGUUUGUGCUCACGCGCUGCAAGUCGGAGCCGAUGCGGUCCUCGGCUAAGCUCGCGCCGGAGGCUUGUUUCUGGAACAACAGGAAGCUCGAGCCGCACCCCCCGGCGGCUCAGCUUGGAGUCGGUGCGCCGGCUGGUGUUGGGUUCUGAUUUUGAUUGUCUUUCCUUUUCCCCAAAAUCUUAAAUUUUCCUUCUUUUUUUUUAAUUGACAGAAUAAUCAAUUGUUGUUGUUAUUAUGUGUAGAUUAUUGCUAAACUUUGGGCAGCUCUUGGUAAGUUAGGAUUAUUCAGUAUACUAUUUUGCUGUUUUUAGAAUGUAAUCCUUUGUAUAAAUAGUUUUAGUGAUGCUAUUUGUUUUUGGGUCCAUUACUACUCGUUAGUGAAUUUAUAAUAAGAGUUUAAUUUCUGCAUUGUUAGCUAA
Molecule: messenger RNA, 2733 nt
Organism: Glycine soja
Lineage: Eukaryota; Viridiplantae; Streptophyta; Magnoliopsida; Fabales; Fabaceae
Exons: 1
Coding region: 316-2463 (715 amino acids)
Source: RefSeq, a predicted model, not a curated record